Rotaria sp. Silwood1 is the source of this 1767-nucleotide messenger RNA. The record is from the annotation of a GenBank genome assembly. Lineage: Eukaryota; Metazoa; Rotifera; Eurotatoria; Philodinida; Philodinidae.
AUGCAGUACACAUUUGUUUUACUUACGUUUGCAAUUGGUUUAAUUCAAGCGAGAUUGAGAGUAGAUAGAGAAUGGUCAGGAGGGUUUCAAGGAGCCAUAGAAAUUCCAAUUGUAAAUCAAAUCAAUAAUGGAUGGGAGCUCGAAAUUCAAUUUGAUCGAUCGGUAACCAUUGAUGCAUGGUUAGGUGACCUUCAACAAAAAACCAACGAUCAAAUCUUUAUAUAUAGUAAUAAAGAAUGGAAUGCACAAUUAGCAAGUGGUUCAACAUUUCAUUUUGAAUUCGUUGUAAAUGGUGGUGCUGUACCAAGUAGUAUCAUAAGUGUUUUAUUCAAUGGACAACCGGUCAGUAUUGAUUCCAAUAGUGUUACUCAACCUGAAUCAACAAUAAAUCCAACAGGAAGUACACCAACAUUUCAGCCACAAACUUCAUCAACAACAUCAAUUAUAUCAACAGUGAAUGGCAAAUAUAAUUAUGAAGCUGUUCUUCAUGCUUCACUUCUUUUUUAUGAAGCUCAACGAGCUGGUAAACUUCCAGCUAAUAAUCGUGUUAAUUGGCGAAGUGAUUCCAUGUUAAUGGAUAAAGGAGAACAAGGAGAAGAUUUAACUGGUGGUUACUUUGAUGCUGGUGAUUAUGUUAAAUUUGGUUUUCCAAUGGCUGCAUUUACAACAUUAUUAGCAUGGGGUGCCAUUGAUUAUAAAGAUGCAUAUGUCGAAUCGGGUGAAUUCGAUCAAGUGCUUCAAGCAAUUCGCUGGUCAACUGAUUAUUUUAUUAAGGCACAUGUAAGCGAGCGUGAAUUUUACGGACAAGUGGGUGAUGGACAUGCAGAUCAUGCAUCAUGGUCACGACCAGAAGAUUGGACCAUGUCGCGACCGGCAUGGAAAGUAACUGCACAAAAACCUGGUUCUGAUUUAGUAGGUGAAACAGCUGCUGCUCUUGCUGCUGCUUCAAUUAUUUUUCGUUCUAUUGAUUCUGUAUAUCAUUCAAUAUUAUUAACACAUGCUCGACAAUUAUAUGAUUUUGCCAAUGAAAAUCGUGGCAAAUAUUCAGAUUCAAUUUCAAAUGCAGGUGAUUUCUAUAGGUCAUGGUCUGGUUAUGGUGAUGAAUUAGCAUGGGCUGCUGCUUGGCUUUUACGUGCAACUGGUGAACAACGAUAUCAAAUAGAUGUUGAGAAACAUUUUAAAGAAUUUGGUCUAGAUAGACGACCAAAUGAAUUUGGUUGGGAUGAUAAAAUAGCAGGUGUUCAAGUACUUAUGGCUAAAAUAACACAACAAGCUAAUUAUCGUCAACAGGCUGAAUCAUUUUGUAAUUAUAUUGUACGACAAGUUCCAAAAACACCGAAAGGUCUUGUAUUUAUUGCUCAAUGGGGAGCACUUCGACAUGCUGGAAAUGUGGCUUUUCUUUGUUUACAAGCUGCUGAUAUUGGUAUUAAUACUCAAGAAUAUUUAAAUUUUGCUUCUCAACAAAUCAAUUAUAUAUUAGGUGAUUCAGGUCGAUCAUAUGUUAUCGGUUUUGGUCAUAAUUAUCCUCAACGACCUCAUCAUCGAUCAAGUUCAUGUCCAUCUCGACCAGCAGUAUGUGAUUGGAAUGCUUUUAAUAAUCCUCAAGCUAAUCCUCAAUUAUUAAUCGGUGCUUUGGUUGGUGGACCUGAUCAAAAUGAUAAUUAUGACGAUCGUCGUGAUGAUUAUAUUAAAAAUGAAGUUGCUACAGAUUACAAUGCUGGUUUUCAAUCUGCUGUCGCUGGUUUACUUCAUUAUCAACUUAAAUAG